Xyrauchen texanus (razorback sucker) is the source of this 2387-nucleotide messenger RNA. It is a transcript of the gene dgke, whose product is annotated as diacylglycerol kinase, epsilon. The transcript has 12 exons. The record is from RefSeq and is a predicted model, not a curated record. NCBI's taxonomy places the organism in Eukaryota, Metazoa, Chordata, Actinopteri, Cypriniformes, Catostomidae. Gene Ontology annotation, molecular function: ATP-dependent diacylglycerol kinase activity. The coding region runs from base 652 to 2373 and encodes 573 amino acids.
AGCUAUUCCACUAGAUGUCGCACUCAGUCAGGCUUACGUCACAGGCUGGGUAGUUCAUUACUAAAAUAAUUUAAAAAAUAAAGGAAAUAAAUGGCAGGGUGGUGCAGCGGUUAGCACUGUCGCCUCACAGCAAGAAGGUCGUGGGUUCAAACCCUGGUUGCCCCGGCCUUUCUGUGUGAAGUUUGCAUGUUCACCCCGUGUCUGCGUGGGUUCUCUCCGGGUACUCCGGCUUCCUCCCACCAUCCAAAAGACAUGCAGGCUAGGCUAAUUGGUGUCUCCAAAAAAAUUGCCGUGGAGUGGCUUCAGCUUGGAUAACAAGACUUCGAGAUGACGGGAUCUCUUCUGUAUAAGUAACAGAACAUAACCGCGCAUGUAUUUUAUUCGCUGUAAACCAAGAUUGCCUGGGUGUGCCAAGCGGUUGACGGAGUGGAGGCGCGUGGUGGUGUUUACAAUGGCUGUGCUGUUGCUGUUGCUGUAAUGUGUGUGUGAUUUAGUGUGAUGAUGCUCGCUGCUCGGAUGUGGUCCGAAAUGGAAGAUGGUAGUUUUGGGUUCUCAAAGCAUCAACAACACAUUGGCUGUUGACGAUCUCCGACAUUUAUUGAUAACUUUGAGCGGGUCUGAGUUGUGCAUGACGACAGCCCUGUAAAAUUAAUGGCUAUGGAGGAUAGUGCUGUAGAUGUGAGGGAGGAAUGGACUUUGCUCCUCUGGACCACGGUUGCUGUUCUAGUCCCGGUGCUCAUCACACUGUGGUGCAGUUUCCAGCGUCCCAAACGCAAAGUACAGCUCAAAGAUCUGUUUCGUAAGAGCAAACACGGCUGGCACUACACGGACCUGUUCAACAAGCCCACCUACUGCUGCGUGUGCUCUCAGCCCAUCCUGCAGGGGGCAUUCUGUGACUGCUGUGGCAUAUGUGCGGAUGAGCAGUGCAUACAUAGAGCAGAUCGCACCCUGUCAUGUAGGGAGAUCAUGACCCAGAGCCAGCCAGAUGGGGGGUUCUGCCACCGGUGGGUCAGGGGAAAUGUGCCCCUCGCCAGCUACUGUGCCGUCUGCAAACAGCAAUGUGGGACUCAGCCCAAACUCUGUGACUACAGGUGUGUGUGGUGUCAGGCCACAGUGCAUGAUGACUGUCUGUCCAGUCUGAAUGAAGGAGAUGUGUGUGAUCUGGGAGAGUUCUGCUCUGUGAUCAUACCUCCAUACUACCUCUAUCAAGUCAACAAGCUCCGCCGCAGACAUCCUGAAGAGUACAGCAAGCUUGCUGCAAUGUGUGGGAGUGGCUGGACUCCAGUUCUGGUCUUGGCAAACACUCGAAGUGGCAACAACAUGGGGGAGGUUCUUCUGGGAGAGUUUCGUACCCUCCUCAACCCUGUACAGGUAUUUGAUCUCUCUGAACUGCCCCCUUCUAAAGCCCUUCAGCUGUGUACUCUUCUGCCCCCCGGCAGCGUGCGUGUUCUGGUGUGUGGGGGAGAUGGCACUGUGGGGUGGGUUCUGGAUGCCAUCGACACCAUGAGGCUGAAGGGACAAGAUCAGUUUAUCCCUCUUGUGACCAUCCUGCCACUGGGCACAGGCAAUGACUUAUCAAACUCUCUGGGAUGGGGAGCAGGUUAUGCUGGAGAGAUAUCUGUAGAGCAGGUGCUCAGGAACGUUUUAGAGGCUGGGGUGGUCAAGAUGGACAGGUGGAAAGUUCAGGUAGCCUCCAAAGGACACUACUUUCGUAAGCCAAAGGUGUUGUGCAUGAAUAAUUAUUUCUCUGUGGGUCCUGAUGCUCUUAUGGCACUGAACUUCCACACACACAGAGAGAAAACGCCCUCCUUUUUCUCUAGCCGGAUCAUCAACAAGGCAGUGUACUUCCUCUAUGGUACUAAAGAUUGCUUAGUGCAAGAAUGUAAAGAUCUGGAUAAGGUUAUUGAGCUGGAGCUGGAUGGAGAGCGAGUGACUUUGCCCAGUCUGGAGGGGAUAAUUGUGUGCAACAUUGGCUACUGGGGGGGUGGCUGUAGACUGUGGGAGGGAAUGGGAGAUGAGCCCUAUCCUCCAACACGUGUGGAUGAUGGUUUAUUAGAGGUGGUGGGUGUGUAUGGCUCAUUCCACUGUGCACAGAUCCAGGUGAAACUGGCCAAUCCUGUGAGGCUGGGACAGGCACACACAGUUCGGCUGGUGUUGAAGAGCUCCAGGAUGCCAAUGCAGGUAGAUGGAGAGCCAUGGGCACAGGGUCCAUGCACCAUCACCAUUACCCAUAAGACCCAAGCCCUCAUGCUGUACCACAGUGCAGAACACACAGAUGACGACGACUCCAGCACCUCAGAGGCCGAAGAGCCCUCAGCCGAUCACAUUAACACAGAUAGUAACACCCACAAAACAGUAACGGAGUCUCAGUAAGCUGUAAUUUCUCU